Theobroma umbraticum is the source of this 801-nucleotide messenger RNA. RefSeq lists its product as uncharacterized. NCBI's taxonomy places the organism in Eukaryota, Viridiplantae, Streptophyta, Magnoliopsida, Malvales, Malvaceae. The record is from RefSeq and is a predicted model, not a curated record.
CCAUAAAUAAAGCCAUUCUAAUUACCUCGACAAACCAAACCUUCUCAUACCUAACUCUUCUCCUCACAAUUCAGUUUCAAGCUUUCUUUUUUGGUUUUUAUCAAAACCCCAUCUCGAAUUUCUGAUCACUUUCUGAUAAUCAAAUCAGCUCGCAAGAUGAGAAGCAAAGGACAUAGCUCUAACAAGUUCGUGCGGUUCAUUACAGUUCCCUUUAAAAUGUUAGGCAAAGCUAGGGAUCUGUAUGUUAGGAGUUUGUCAAGUUGUGCUUCAACUGUCAGCUACGGACAAAGCUCGGGCGGCUACACAGGGCAAUACUCAGGCUUGCCAAGGAGCUUUAGUGCAAGCUCAGCGGCAUCAUCUAAUGACAAUGAAGAUCUUAGAGAGCUUAUUAGAGCUGCAUCGGUUAGGAGUUUGGGUCAUAGGAAUGAAAUGGAGAUGUUUCUGCAACAACAAUUGAGGCAGAUGGGAUCAAAAGGGUUGCCAAAGAGUUGCAGUGUGGGGAUGGGAAGAAUUGAUGAAGACAAGCCUUGUGAAUUUGAAGAAGAAGAUGAUGUUGUUGUUGAUAAGAAGCAAGAUUUUUUGUAUCCGAGAAGCAAAAGCUAUGCUGUCACAAAAAGAAGUGUUUUGCUUUGAUUCCUUUUGAUUCUGUAAUUGCAUAUAAGGGAAGUAAAAGAACCUCUCUUUUCUCUCUUAAUUGUCUUGCUUUUUUUGUUGUUUUGAGAUUUUUUUUUUUUAAAUUAGAAAGGUGUUUUCAAGUAUGAUAUUGUUAAUGGAAUUGCUUGCUUCUCUCUUUUGAGACAA